Molecule: messenger RNA, 1539 nt
Organism: Fusarium poae
Lineage: Eukaryota; Fungi; Ascomycota; Sordariomycetes; Hypocreales; Nectriaceae
Exons: 5
Coding region: 1-1539 (512 amino acids)
Molecular function (GO): heme binding; monooxygenase activity; oxidoreductase activity, acting on paired donors, with incorporation or reduction of molecular oxygen
Source: RefSeq, a predicted model, not a curated record
AUGGAUUUUCACAACAAUACAACACACCGUCUACGAUCGGACCUCAUGGAUCAGACCACAAAUUCACUCAUACCAUAUGCCUUGGUCACUCUAAUGGCUGUCAUGGUAUACUGGUCUCAAUUCACACAACCGAAGGAUUUGCUCAACCCACGAAAAGCAUUUGAGUUCAGCAACAUACCACGACUCAAACGAUAUAUGGAAAACAGCAACAGUCUUGAAAUUCUUGCUGCUGGGGCCGCGCGAUUUGCUGAGAAGCCGUAUAGACUGUUUUGCGAAUGGGGAGAGUUAACGAUUCUUCCUCCUCAAAUGAUCGACGAAAUCAAGAGCGACAAGAGAUUUGACUUUGGAGCAGCGGCUAGUGAUGACAAUCACGCCUAUAUUCCUGGAUUUGGUGCUCUUAUGCAUGAUCCUGUUAUGCCAAAGGUCAUCGGACGACACUUGACCAAAGCUUUGGCCAAGCUAACGAGUCCCUUGUCGGAUGAAGCCGCCCUAGUUAUGCAGAGUGUUAUUACUGACUCAACUGAAUGGCAUACUCUCAAUCUUAACGAGCAUAUCUCGACCAUUGUUUCACGCAUGUCUUCCCGAGUAUUCAUGGGUGAAGAACUUUGCCGAGACGAAGGAUGGAAUAACGCCAGUGCGUACUACACCAGGAAAACGUUCGAGGCCAUGAUGAUUCUCUGCAUUAUUCCUCGAUGGUUGCGACCUUAUAUCCACUGGGUUCUUCCUCAAUGCCGAGAAGUUCGACGAGCAUUGACCGCUGCCCGCAAAGAACUAAACCCUCAUAUUGAACGUCGAGAGCAAAUCAAGGCCGAGGCAUUGGCCAGAGGAGAGAAACCUCCCUUCGAUGAUGCGAUUGAAUGGUUCGCUCAGUCAGGAUCGGAACUACCUCCUGCCGAUUGCCAAAUUGCGCUGACCCUUGCUGCUAUCCACACUACUACCGACCUCCUAUCGCAGACAAUGGUUAACAUUGCUACAUAUCCCGAGGUUUUCACAGCUCUGAGGGAAGAAAUCAUUCGAGUCCUGUCAGAGCAAGGUUUGAAGAAGACAGCGCUGGCUGAUCUCAAACUAAUGGAUAGCUUCUUGAAGGAGACACAACGGAUGAAGCCCAUUCUUAUAGGAUGGAGAAGACGGGCCCUCGAAGACGUUACGCUUUCAAAUGGAACAACUGUCAAGAAAGGCAACAAGGUGGUAGUCACAGCCAACCACAUGUGGAGUGAUGAAAACUACAACAACGCCAAGACAUUUGACCCUUACCGGUUUGUUCCAAAGGACAAUGAACAAAUGUCUUACUUGGUGAAUACAAGUCCAAAUCACCUCGGAUUCGGUCACGGUUUGCACUCUUGCCCGGGACGUUGGUUUGCCUCCAACGAAGUCAAGAUCGCACUUUGCCAUUUGCUUCUGAAGUAUGAUUGGAAGCAUGUCGAUGGCAAGAGGCCUGAGCCCGUGGCCUUUGGCAUGGCUUAUGUAGCCAACCCUGAAGCAAAGCUACUUAUUAGAAGGCGGAAAGAGGAGCUUGAUUUGAGUACUUUGGAGUAUUGA